UUUCAACACUAAAACUGUUGAGCGUGUUUAUGGUGCCGCCGGUGCCGCCAAUAUUUUACAGUUUUUUGAGAUAAUUUUGGAGAAUUCUCAGUAUGCCCACAAACAAACUGCGAGCCAACAUGAGCUACCGCGAGGUCAUCCCAAAAAACCUCAGUCCGCCGGAAUGGAUAGAUGUAAAAAUCAAUACGGGAACCCAAAGCACUCUGCAGGAUCUGAAAACAUUUGAGUCCUCUGGAGGCUACUGCUACAAGAACCGAGGAAACGCCCAGAAUAGAAACCGGUUCAUCUACUGGCGCACACAACAAGAUGUCCUGGAACUCGUGGAAAUCAGCUUGGAUAUCUCUCUUCAGAGGAACCACCUGCGGCUGCGCUUCACCGACUCCGCCGUGUUGAAUGUUUUCCUUAAGGAAGACGCUAACACCUUGAACUUGCUUGUGGUCACCGUCAGCAGUGUCCACCGCUACGCUUUCCCUCUGAAAACGACCGGCCUUGCAGGACUAUCUGAGGAUCAAACAUCGCAGUCCAUUUUUUACGAUGUCAGUGAAAAGAUAAACGAUCCGAGCAGUUUCCAUGUAACGGAUGGCUUGGGAAACCUGCCCAGUGUGGCGGUAUCCUACCUGUCGCAGGAUUCCCAGACUGCCUACUUCGCGGUGGCCUACCAGGAGAAACUCCUCAUGCACGUGAUGAACUGUGCCACUGGCCAAACGAUUAGUAACGAAAUCAAGGAACCGCAUUUGAUGCCACGCUUUCUUUCUAACCUUAAGGGUGCCUUGACUGGCCGCUCCGAAGCCCCAGAAGCAGCUAUUUCGAUGGCCUUCAGCGAGAUCGAGGGUCAAUUCUUUCUCCUUGUCCUGUACCGCAAUAAUGAGCUGCGGUUAUGGUCGCUAGACAACGUGCAGACAUUGGCCAGCAUUAAUUGUUCCUCAAGAUCCACCCACGGUGGUUCAGGCACCCAAGGACCUCAGAGCAAUCAGUUGCGGAAAAUCAACGAUCAGGACUUUUGUUUGUUUCUCUCCCACGACAUGGGCGCUGAGUUCAUUUGCGUCAGCAUCAUGCCCGACGUGGAGGAUGUCAGAGGUCUGAAACUGGUGGUGCAGCACUCACUGUCUGCCCCACAAAUGGACCUGGCGGACUUUGACGCCACGUCAUCGCACAUCUGGGCUCUUUGGAGCAACGCUGAUGGGGACUAUCAUGUUUCAGCCAUUUAUCUUGGCUCGAACGAUGCUAUCAAGUGGGUUUCAGCUGCCCUGGAGCCUCCGCCAGAUCGCUACUCCCUCAAUUUGGAGCGGGGCAUUGAUCCCCGCCAGGCAUACUGCUCCUACAUAUUCCAUCCAGGCCGAUUCGAUCGGAAUAUUAUUGCCAAGGCUCUAUAUAUGUUCCGGCGCGUCAACAUGCAGUUCGAUGUGAAGCAGUUGUCCAUGUCGAUGCUCAAGGAUCAGGUCUGCCAGGCCGUCGAGGACGAAAUCCAAAACGAACUGAAGGACUUUGUUGUUAGCGACGAUGAGUAUCUGGAGAUAGCCACCCGGCUAUGGGACAGAUUCUAUUCGUGCUGCGAGCAAUACCAUAUGAAGUUUGCGGAGCCCACUGGGCUUGCAGUUUUGGAAGACAUGGAUGCAGUCUGCUUGGUCCGGAGACAAUCUUUCUCCCUUUUACGUCCUUGUGAGGUUCUGGAACAUCUGUUGCUCAUUGGCGAGCACAACGAAGAAGUGGCCACCUAUGUGGCGCCAUUGUUCCGAAACAAUCCCGCGACAGCCAAGGGCUUUGUUGAUCUUAUGAAUGUUAUUACCCUGCUGGACAAGCUAAUCUCGGAGGACAUAAAGAUGGAACUGGAUAAUCAGCUGUACCAGAGGGCAUCGCCGCUCGAAGUGAUUUCCAAACUAGUAACCAGAAUAACAGUGGGCGACGACAACGGCCCAAUGUUGCCAUCGAAUUGUAUGAAACAGAUGCACCAGAAACUUCAGGAAAUUCCAAACCUUAAACCCGCUGUGGACGUCCUGCUGGAUGUUCUCUGCAUGAUUGAUCCCGAUGCCCCAAGGAAUGAUUAUUCUGGUUGCACUCGAUUUCUUCAGCCAACUGGAGCUCUAUUUGGCAGCGAAUAUGGGUUAUCCAUUCUAGCCGAGACCGUGAGACAGAUGGCAACUAUACGAUUUUCCGUUUGCCGAAACCUCCUAGUGUUGCAGUUCAUGGUUUAUGGAAGUGAUGGAAUGGACAGCGAAUGCAUGCUCACAAAUAUAAACUACCUGAACUCCUACUACACUCUAAUGUGGAUUUCUGAGACAGCCAUUCCCGCCAAUACCCCAGCUGGAUUUGAGGCUUCCAUUCAGCGCUUGAGCCGUGCGCAACUGUUUAAUGGAUACACCAGGCCAUACGCCAGCCACUUGAGGAACCAUGGUCAUGACCAAACCACUUUGCUCAGCCUCUUCCUUCAGUCCAAGGGACUCUUCUGCGCUCUGACCGUGCUAAUAAAAAAUGCCGGAAUGCAGAUGGAAACGGAGCAGUUAAGUCUUCGGGAGUCGCUGUUGCAGCUUGUGGGAUUCGUCAAUAAAAUUCUUUGGCCGGAGUCUCCGGAAUACAUUUUCCCCGAGUGGUUGUUUGGAACGUGCCAUCACACUAUCGUCCAGGAUUAUGUGCGCAUUCUAUCCAACUGGUGUAAAGUAAAUAGUCACUCUAGGCGCUUUAUGCUUGCUGUUUCUCUAUUGGAUUGCGGAGAAGCUCAUAAAGCCGUUGAUCUUUUCCAGCAUACGGCUGAAGGAAUUCUAGCGGAAGAGUUUCUAUUUGAGCACGUCCUCAAGAACACUCCGAUAUACUCCGAUCUGAAAGAGAUAAUUAGUAGCAACAAGAAAAUCUCAGUGGAAAACGUGAAACUAGCCAAGGUUCACUACUAUCUGAAGGUUAUUCAGCUAUUUGAGCAACACUCCGCUCUAGACUACAUUAUCCAAUUGGCGCACUUGGCCAUGAAUGUGCUGCGCCGCGAUGAUCCCCAAUUGCCAAUGUUCCAGUCGAUUGUUUUCAAUAAUCAUCUUCAGUUGGGUCAUUACGAGGAGGCCUAUCAUGCCCUCGUUUACAAUGCUGAUAUUUCCAGAAGGAAGGAUUGUUUGCGGCAACUGGUCAUUACACUGUUUCAGAGCAAAAGUCUGCAUCUGCUUAUGCAGUUUCCGUAUACAGGUCUGCAGGACGAGUUUGAGAGCAUCGUCGAGUCCAGGGCGCGAUCCAUCAGCAUCGAUCAAAACGAAGUCUAUAACUUUUUGUAUGCCUUCCACACGAAUAAGGGAAAUAUGAGAAAAGCUGCAACGGUUAUGUUCGAGCAGGCCAUGCGGCUUCAGGUUGACAGCGAUGCCCCCAAUGCGUUGGAAAAACGUUGUUCUUCGCUUCUCAUUGCCAUAAACUGCUUGAAUUUAGUCGAUCAUCGGUACAGAUGGAUUGCUAAGCCUACGAUCGGCGAUGAGGAAGUGGCUCCGAUGGACGAGGAACAGGACAACCCGGAUGGAGUGCCCAAAGGUCAAGAGGUGGUGGUGCUGGAGCUAGACGACAUUCGACGGGAACUGGUGCACGCAGAAGCUCUUUUGGAACUUUCUCACCACAGAAAGGGCGUUGCUUCAUUGGACAAGAUCACCCCGGAGGAACUCUCUUGCCUGCUGGUUAGCACAGGCCUCUACACCAGUGCCCUAAAACUCCACCGCGGCCAUACGUUCUCCGUGCUGCCGAUCUUCGAGGGUCUGGCUACAGCCUGCGUUACUGCCACCGAGGAGAAGGAUGUGGAUGCCUGGGGGUGGCUCCAAAACAAUGAUCUGGCGGAUCUUCCUCAUCGCAACAACGCUGCCGACAUGGCCUGGACGUUGCUGCAGAAGCUCCUGGUGAAUCACGAGUCAAAAGAUUCCACCCUGAUCAAAAAGGGGGUAGUGAACAGACUGUUGACACUAAACUCCUUUGUGCCCCAAUGGCUGAUUGAAUCCUACAAGUUGGCCAACUCCCGGGAGCUGCUCCAAUUAUUUGUCAAGCACAACCGCCUUCUAGAGGCAGCCGACUUGGCCUGUGAGAUGAUAUGCGCAAUGUUGGGAGCUGGCUGCGAGUAUUUCGAGUUCAGACAAUCAGUGGCUGUCACCAACCCUCAGCUCUCCUUCCCCACCAACACAAUCGAUCUGCUUCUCCAUGGACUUAAAAUCAACAUGAACGAAGACAUCGAAUACGAAAUGGCCUACGGCAAACUCGAAGAGGAGGUACAAAGAUACAUCGAAAUCGUAAAGCGCACAACAGAAGACAAAAUGAGUUUAGCCAUCCUACACAACCGAGAGGAACUGCGACAACAGGCGCUGUUUUAGGAAAUAAGUUCAUUUAGUUAAGUUUUAAAAUAAAAAAAUCUUUUAUUAAUAUGAAAAAA
Messenger RNA from Drosophila ananassae, 4378 nucleotides. It is a transcript of the gene Nup160, whose product is annotated as nuclear pore complex protein Nup160 homolog. The record is from RefSeq and is a predicted model, not a curated record. Gene Ontology annotation, molecular function: structural constituent of nuclear pore. Bases 93 to 4319 code for a protein of 1408 amino acids. Gene Ontology annotation, cellular component: nuclear pore. Lineage: Eukaryota; Metazoa; Arthropoda; Insecta; Diptera; Drosophilidae. The transcript has 14 exons.